Messenger RNA from Drosophila suzukii, 918 nucleotides. RefSeq lists its product as uncharacterized. NCBI's taxonomy places the organism in Eukaryota, Metazoa, Arthropoda, Insecta, Diptera, Drosophilidae. The record is from RefSeq and is a predicted model, not a curated record.
UUACCUCGUGUUAUUUUGGCAAAAUAAAAUAAGAUGGAGCAAGCAAACGUUUCAAAUUAUGGAAUUAUUUCCGUGCGCGAAUGCCACUGCAGAGGACGAAACGAUCAUCAGAUGAUGAACACGGAAUAUGUGACCAAUUACGGGAUUUUGACGACGCGCAAAUGCCAAGGGGAAGCCAAUCCGCCAACUCUUAAAUUAAAAUCCUUCAUAAAUCGCGGAGUUUUGGUGCUCCACAAAUGCCUUUGUAACUCGGAACUGCUGCAGAUCGAUGAUUUGACUAACUACGGAAACAUGGUUAUCUGCAAGAGCACCUGUAAGUUGGUCAAGCGUAAUAAGCUCAAGGCCUUCGAAGCUCCUGAAAAUCCGGCUGAAAUAGACUCCAUGAAACCAGGUGUGACCACCCAGGUAUCCCCAGGUCGUCCAUUGGACCUAAGUGCCUCAUCUAGUGUAGAUAAAAGUCCAGAGGAAAAUUCGUUUGGGAAAAACUUAACCAAUUCAAGGGAGUUUACUGAAGCACCUGGUGGUUCUCAAAAUCAGCUGUACCAAAGUGUCCCAACGAAAGUCACUGAUCUUCCGGCAAUUACCACAAAUAAUCCCCUAAAACGACCAAGGAAAUGCACAGAUACCGUGGAAAAUCCGCCAAAGAAGCUAUGCUUGGUCCCGGCAAAGCAAUCUCUCGACAGCUCUUUGAAAAACACUACAAAUCAGACUUAUUUGGUUUCACCUAAUAAUCCAUUAAAAUGCCAAAUGGAAUCCACUGAAACCUUCCAAAAUCCGCAGCAAAAGCUAAGUUUGUUCUUAGAAAACAAUUCUUCUCCACACGAUCUGGACCACCCAAAGUAGAGACUACUGUGGGCCAAUACCACAACCACGUGUAGUAGUCAUGUGCACACCUUGCGCCAAAGAACUGCAAGAUUA